GCUGGGAUUUCUCUGUUGCGCAUGUGCGCGCUCUCAGCCUGAUGGGAGUUGUAGUUCCGAAGGUGAAGCUGGGCGUUAGUAUCAGGAAACCAAACUGCAAGCUUUGGGAGUUGUUAGCUGUCCCCGCCCAGCUCCCCGCUACAGAGAACGCCAGAGGGAGGCGGCUGGCCCAGCGUCAGGCUCUCAGAACCUGUACCCGUGAUGCUACUGCUAUGGGUGUCGGUGGUCGCAGCCUGGGCGCUGGGGGCACCGGCCCCUGGAGCAGGAGAGCAGAAGCGUGUAGCAGCCAAAGCCCCCAACGUGGUACUGGUCGUGAGCGACUCCUUUGAUGGAAGGUUAACAUUUCAUCCAGGAAGUCAGGUAGUGAAACUUCCUUUUAUCAACUUUAUGAAGGCACGUGGGACUUCCUUUCUGAAUGCCUACACAAACUCUCCAAUCUGCUGCCCAUCACGCGCAGCAAUGUGGAGUGGUCUCUUCACUCACUUAACAGAAUCUUGGAAUAAUUUUAAGGGUCUAGAUCCAAAUUAUACAACAUGGAUGGAUGUCAUGGAGAGGCAUGGCUACCGAACACAGAAAUUUGGGAAACUAGACUAUACUUCAGGACAUCACUCCCUCAGUAAUCGUGUAGAAGCAUGGACAAGAGAUGUUGCUUUCUUACUCAGACAAGAAGGCAGGCCCAUGGUUAAUCUUAUCUCUAAUAGGACUAAAGUGAGAGUGAUGGAAAAGGAUUGGGAGAAUACAGACAAAGCAAUGAACUGGUUAAGAAAAGAAGCAAUUAAUUAUACUGAACCAUUUGUUCUUUACUUGGGAUUAAAUUUACCACACCCUUACCCUUCACCGUCUUCUGGAGAAAAUUUUGGAUCUUCAACAUUUCACACAUCUCUUUAUUGGCUUGAAAAAGUAAGUUGCUACAUUGUGUGGGCUCAAAGUGAAAUUAUUCUGGCCCUUCAUCAGUUAGAUCUUCUUCAGAAAACUAUUGUCAUAUACUCCUCAGACCAUGGAGAGCUGGCCAUGGAACAUCGGCAGUUUUAUAAAAUGAGCAUGUACGAAGCUAGUGCGCAUAUUCCGCUUUUGAUGAUGGGACCGGGAAUUAAAGCCAACCUGCAAGUAUCAAAUGUGGUUUCUCUUGUGGAUAUUUACCCCACCAUGCUUGAUAUUGCUGGAAUUCCUCUGCCUCAGAACCUGAGUGGAUACUCAUUGUUGCCAUUAUCAUCAGAAACAUUUAAGAAUGAACAUGAAGUCAAAAACCUACAUCCACCCUGGAUUCUGAGUGAAUUCCAUGGGUGUAAUGUGAAUGCUUCCACUUACAUGCUUCGAACUAACCACUGGAAGUAUAUAGCCUACUCGGAUGGCACUUCAGUAUUGCCUCAACUCUUUGAUCUUUCCUCAGAUCCAGAUGAAUUAACAAAUGUUGCUGUAAAAUUUCCAGAAAUUACUUAUUCUUUGGAUCAGAAGCUUCGUUCCAUUAUCAACUACCCUAAAGUUUCUGCUUCUGUCCACCAGUAUAAUAAAGAGCAGUUUAUCAAGUGGAAACAAAGUAUAGGACAGAAUUAUUCAAAUGUUAUAGCAAACCUUAGAUGGCAUCAGGAUUGGCAGAAAGAACCAAAGAAGUAUGAAAGUGCAAUCGACCAGUGGCUUAAAACCGAUAUGAAUCUAAGAGCAGUUUGAACAAAAAGUUUAAAAAUAAUGUUCUGGAGCUACAUAUAAAUAUCAUGAUUAUGAAUUUUAAAUGUAACAAUUUUGGUACCAAUUUUUCAUCACUUUGAAAGCAGGUAGUAUAUUUUAAUAUAAAAUGCCAAUGAUUAUAAAAUUACAUAUUUUCAAAAAUGAUUAUUAUUUAGACCUUUGUAGAGCUUCUAACAAUUUAGUGGAAGUAUCAAAAAGAUUGAAGCAAAUACUGUAAAAGUUAUGUUUCAUUAAAUAAUAGAGAAUAUAAAAUAUUUUAUUAAUAGUAAUACGAAUCAUAAAAUAGUUGUGUGGUGAGCAUCUGAUGGUGCUUGACGAGUUAUUUAUAUUGGAUGGGAUAGUUUGGAUGUAUUUGAUGGAAGUAUUUGGAGUAUUUAACAGGACAUAAACUCUGGACUUACCUGAUUUUAUGACUGUUUUUUAAAAUAGGUAAUAUAUAAGCAGGGUAAAGCUUCAAAUGGUACAAAAGGGUUAACAGUGAGCAUGAAGUCUCUGACCUGUUCCUCUUCCCUGCCAUGCAGCUCCCCCUCCAAGAAGCAAGUACUGAAACCACCUGCUUAUGCAUUAUUUUAGAGAUUGGCCACAAAUUUAUAAAAAAGUGUAUAUAUUCCUUUCCCCCUUCACAAAUGGUAAUAUACUGCACACAUUGUUCUGCACGUUGCUUCUUUUUCCCUUUUUUUUCCACUUAACCAUAGAUACCUAGAGGUGAAAUUACUGAGUCAAGACAAUUUUUAGCAAAAUUACACUAGAUACUACAAACUACCUCUAAAGAAGGUAUACUAACUGGUAAUCUCCCCAUCAAUGCAUGUCUUCUUAUCCUUUGCCAACCUAAUUGAUGAAAAUAUUCUAUUUUUAUUUUUCUUAUGAGUACGGUAGAUCACAUUUUCAUGUAUUUAACAGCCAUUGGAAUCUGCUUUACCACGACCUUUCCUAUUUCUAUUCUUUGCCUAUUUUCUGUUGGUUGUUGGUCUUUCUUUUGUAUUACAGGCAUGCUUUAGGUAUUAGCUCUUUGUAAGAGAUUCUGCAAAUAUUUUCUUUCCAGUUUGUCAUAGUCCUUUGUCUUUUGACUUUGUUCUGGUAUUUUUUGAUAUGUAGAAACUGUAUUUUCAUGUAAACAGAUUUACAAAUCUUUGUACCCCAUAAAUAUAUACAAUUAUGAUUUGUCAUUUAAAAAUAAUAUUAAUAAAAAAUUUGUAAAUCUUUGCUUUGUGGCUUUUGGAAUUUUGUAUCGUAUUUACAGUAGCACUCUCCACUU
Messenger RNA from Cebus imitator (Panamanian white-faced capuchin), 2941 nucleotides. It is a transcript of the gene ARSK, whose product is annotated as arylsulfatase family member K. NCBI's taxonomy places the organism in Eukaryota, Metazoa, Chordata, Mammalia, Primates, Cebidae. The record is from RefSeq and is a predicted model, not a curated record. The transcript is spliced from 7 exons. The coding region runs from base 202 to 1668 and encodes 488 amino acids.